Molecule: messenger RNA, 1488 nt
Organism: Mollisia scopiformis
Lineage: Eukaryota; Fungi; Ascomycota; Leotiomycetes; Helotiales; Mollisiaceae
Exons: 3
Coding region: 1-1488 (495 amino acids)
Source: RefSeq, a predicted model, not a curated record
AUGACAAGCACCAGUUCCAACAGUCCAAUGCCCUUGGAGGAGGAGCCCAGAAAGAAAGGCUCUCGCGGAGGAAAGAGAUCAGUUACACAUCUGAGCAAAGCCCAAUUAGCACGAAAGCGCGCCAAUGAUCGCGAGGCGCAACGAAACAUCCGUCAGCGGACGAAGGAGCACAUUGAGAACUUGGAGAGGAAAGUCAAAGAGUUAGAGCAAGGCAGUCGCUCAGGGAGCAUGGAAAGGGUAUUGAAGCGGAACAAGGAGUUGGAAGACGAGGUUGAGAAGCUGCGAGCUCAGAUCUCCACUUCCCAUACAUCGACUCCUCCUUCGCAGACGAUAUCAGAUAUACCAGAAGAGUUGUUGAUACCGCAAAAGGUGACGUUGGAUUGGAUGCCGGAGUCGGCCUCGUGCACAUGGCCUCAGUCAGUUCCUCCUACCAUUCCGGCCCUAGACAAUACGAAUGCUGAGAUCCCAGUGUCGAGUGUGACGUACCCAUCCACGGAGGAGGCCACGGCGGCGGGCACGGCGGUGCCGGCUCAUAUGUACCCUCCUACGAAUUCAACAAUGGCGUACGACGAAGAAGCAUCGCAGACAUUAUACACGCCCAGUGCGAUUCCUAUCUGGGAGGAUCCCAUAGUUUUUGGCCAGCCCGAAACGAGCACGAGUCUUACGAAACCGGUUCCGCAAUGGGCUCCCUUUCACCCAGCUUUCAACCAGCCCUCUCGGUUUUCAGACCUCCAACGGUCUGGUUUCAAUGACUUGAUGAGUCAUCCUUCGUACAACACCAGCUUCAGUAAUUCGACAUGCUGGCAAAAUCAGCCAUCAAUAUACGCGUGGCAGAUUUCCACCAAGCUGAAGACCCCAGUCACGUAUGUUGACCAAUUGAUGAUGAGUGUGAUUCAUUCUCAACGCCACCUGGCCAUCACCGCGGAAAUCACCGGCGAGGAACUCAUUGGACCAAACUUCCCAUCCGUCCACCUUCUCUUCAACCAACCCGGUCCUGUCGAGAAAAGGCCCUCAAACCUCACCGAAGUCAUGGAACGCUACUCUGCCGUUCUCUCAAAUCGUGGCUUCGCUCUCAUUCCCGAGAAACUUGCCUCCUUCAUGUGCAUGUACCGUUUCGUACAAUGGCAAAUCUCCCCAAACUACCAAACCUACCAACGCCUCCACGAAUGGCAAGCUCCCCGUCCCUCUCAACUCAUGGUCCCGCAUCCUGCCUGGAUGGACCUCCCUCCCUGGGGCAAAUUCCGUGAGAAAGUCAUCGAGAAUCAAGGAAAGUACGACAACGUUGAGUUCCAGAACGACUACGCGUCGAACCUCUCGGUUAACUUUCCGCAUGACCCUAUGAAGGCGUUGAUUUUUGAGAAUGGGCAGAUUAUCAUCUCGCCGGCGCUGGAUCGGCAUCUGAGUGAUAUUUCGCACAUGUCGAUGAAGAAGCCGUUUGCGGAUAAGUACCCUGAGUUUAAGGAUGUUUGUCGAUUUGAUGAGGUUUAA